GUUCUUUUCCACUGUGUCAUCUGAUCAUACAUAGGUUGCUUACAAAGAAUAAGGAGGCAGAAAGAGAGGUAGAAAAAUGCCUGUGAUAGAAAAUAAGAAUGCCAGUGAUACAAUUUCUACCCUACAAAUUCAAGUUGAUGAUGUUAAAAAUGUUAUGACCAAAAACAUCGAUAAGGUUUUACAAAGGGAAGAAAAACUGAGUGAGCUUGUUGACAGAACAGAUGAUCUCCAAACAGUGGCUGAUGCUUUUCAAAAAACAUCAACAAAGAUUUCCAGGAAGAUGUGGUGGAAAAACUUCAAAGUGAUUAUAUUAAUUGUUAUUUUCCUUCUUAUUUUAACAUUUAUUAUCCUCUUGGCUACAGGUGUUAUCCCAACAUGAACUUUUAUACUUUUCGUGUUGAACAGUAAACAAGUCUUGUAUACAUUUUAUCUAAAAACUCUCUUUAUAGAUUUAUUUAUGCUUUGUUACAUUUGUAUAUUAUUAAAAGAAAAAAAAAUACUGGAAAUCCCCC
Molecule: messenger RNA, 512 nt
Organism: Gavialis gangeticus (Gharial)
Lineage: Eukaryota; Metazoa; Chordata; Crocodylia; Gavialidae
Product: vesicle-associated membrane protein 8-like
Exons: 3
Coding region: 77-379 (100 amino acids)
Biological process (GO): vesicle-mediated transport; SNARE complex assembly; vesicle fusion
Cellular component (GO): SNARE complex; plasma membrane
Molecular function (GO): syntaxin binding; SNAP receptor activity
Source: RefSeq, a predicted model, not a curated record